Messenger RNA from Chara braunii, 4353 nucleotides. The record is from the annotation of a GenBank genome assembly. Lineage: Eukaryota; Viridiplantae; Streptophyta; Charophyceae; Charales; Characeae.
GUGUGCUUCAAUGAGAUGAUGGUGAUGAUGAUGAUGAUGAUGAUGAGGCCUCACCAUUUCUACGGACAGGUGGAGGCAAAAUAGCGAAUCAGCAGUUGAGAUGCCGAUGGUGAGCCCGGCUGGCUGUCGGCACGUGGACGAACAGAACGUCCAGGAGCGAUGGCGAUGGAGAUGAAGUCGACGGAUCGAACCUGACCGAAUAACAUAGAGAAGAGAAAGAGUUUGACAGGGAGGGAGAAAGGGAGACAACCAGAAAAUGGCUUCAGCAAGGCCGCAGCGGGUGAAACCAGUUUGCUCGCCGUCAUCGUCAUCCUCCUGGCCACGUCAGCGGAAGAGAAGAUGUGGUAUCAUUAUCGGCGUCUUCUGUUGCACCCUCGUCGUCGCCGUGCACAUUGUCAUGGGUGGUCGUUUCCCUCAUCUUGACUGGGAAACGAGCAGUAGGGGCGAAAUGCCCUCUGCUCACCACCCGCUCCCAGAGAAUGAUCGAGGACCAGAAGAAGAAGGAGGAGGAGGAGGAGGAGGAGGAGGAGGAGGAGCUCUGCCUCCUGCACUGGACGGAUUCGGUUUCUUGAAGACGUCAAGUGGUGCUCUGGGUCAUCUCUUCUUUGGCGGGGGGGGAGAAAGGCGAGAAGGAGGAGGAGGAGGAGGAGGAGGAGGAAGAGGAGGAGGAGAAGGGGAUGGUGGCCUUCGUAUCACGACGGAUGAGGAUGAGAACGUGGUGGAUAUAUAUUCCCUGGAGAUGAAUCCGGUCACAAGGACCGACUUGGGGCUGUUCCCCAGUCUGGAGCUUUGGCCGGCGGAUAGGGUUUUUGUCGUUUCCGGUGGAAAGACCCCAUCUAGAGGCAGCCUGAUGAUGGAUGACCUCCUGCACUCUGCGGGGAUGAAGUAUACCCGCGUGGUCGUGCCGCAAGACGACAGCUUGGUUGCUCGGCAGGGGCCGGGAGGCGGUCGGUAUCCGGACGGAACAGUCGAGAUCCCGCCGCCGACGCCCGACGGCGGCGAGGAGCAGCAGCAGCUGCAGCAGUACCGAUCCCGACUUCGCGUCCUGGCGCACGUGGAGCUUUGGGCUAUGGCGCUCCGAAAGGACGUGCCGUUCGUCAUGAUCUUCGACGACGACACCGUCUUCAACCCAUCGCCAUCGCCAUCGCCGUUCAAAGCUCAUCUUGAGAAAUGCCUUCGGCAGCUCAUCUUCCUCGAGCUCCAGCAGAGCGUCCGCUUCCGUCCAUCCUUUGAUGUCUGCUUGUUGGCCAGAUGGCCCCUGGCCGAUUUCGGGGAGCCCGAUCUGACCGAGGACAUCGUCGAGGCCAAGGCCUCCAGAGGAGCGGGGGCUUACAUCUUGUCGAGAGAGGGGGCUAGAGAACUCCUCCGGAAGGUGACAGGGGCAAAGGGGGAGGACAGCAGGCUGCUGAAGGGACAGAUGGGGGGGGUGAUGAUGUUGGGAGAGGGAGGCGAUCCUCCCCCCUUUGGAAAUGCCGGCGGAUUGGCCUGUCGGCCGACGGGGGCAAGUCGGACUUCAGCGAAUGCUGCUGCUGGCAAGUUGAUGACGAGCACAAAGAAAAGACGGAAAGGAGGAGGAGGAGGAGGAGUGGAUGAUGCGAGGAGGGAGAAGGUGAUGAGGGAGGAGGAGGAGGAGGAGGAGGAGGAGAAUAAUAAGAAGAAGAAGAAGAAGGGGGGCGAAGAUGUGCAGAAGAAGAGUGGGUGCGACUGGAACAAAGCAGAGAGGAGAAGAACGGCUCUGCUUCUUCGAAUCCCGGCUAUGGUGGAGGACGGGGAUGCCAUCAGCAGGUCUGCUGUUAUCAGAAAUCCUUGUGGCGUAUCUGUACCUAGGGGAUUAGGGGGGGCGGGGGUGUUCAUGCCACCUCCCUCUCCUCCCCGCUGGACUCGUGUUCCCGAAAGCCCCUCGGACUGGCCUCUGUUCGUCAUCAACCUCGCGAGCAUGGGGGAAAGGAUAAAGAGUUUGAUGGGAUCGCUGGGAAGCCUGGGCUUUCGGCGCGCAGUGAGAGCGGUCGGGAUCCCAGCCGGAGAUCCAGAGAUGGAGGUGUUCAAGGGCAAAGUGAGCGCGGGCAAGGAGGCGCGAACUAGAACCAAGUGGAAGUCCGGCAAACGCUUCCUGUCCCGAGGGGAGGUGGGUUGUGCCCUCUCCCAUUACCUGGUCUGGCUCGAGGUCGUUGCCAACGGGAUCCCGUUCGCCAUGAUAGUCGAGGAUGAUGUCGUCUUCUCUGCGUCUUUCUCCGAAAUCUUCAGUCGAGCCAUGGCUGAGUUGAAUGGCCUCAUUGAUGAGCGGAGCAUAAGUGCCAAAUUUGAUGUGUGCCUGCUGGGUCGGAAGAUGGUCGUCGAGCCGAGACGAGAGAGUCCGCCACGUGUCAGUCCAACGUUGGUCUAUGCGACACCAUCAUGGCAGACGCAUGCUUACCUCGUCUCGCUCGAGGGAGCCGAAAAGUUGGUUGCCUCGUUCUUUGUCAACGACCCGCUAGACACAUUUUGGUGGAGAAUGCCUGACGCCCGCUUCCUGGCCAUCGACCCUGCACUUGUUGGGCAGUCGUCGACAGAAGGAAUGUCUGUGAGUUCUACGCAGUUUGGGUCUGACACGCCAUGGUAAAAGGCAAUCCUUGGCGGACAGUCGUCAACGCGACUCGGCGGAACGAAUGUCUACAAGUUAUACGCAUCUGGGUUUGCACAAUAUCGUGAAGUAGCUGCUUUUGCUCAAUUUGGCUCAGAUCUUGAUGCUGCCACUCAAUAUUUAUUAAACCGUGGCGUGAGACUAACAGCAGUGUUGAAACAACCACAAUAUAGUCCAAUCUCGAUUGAAAAGCAAGUUGUUGUUAUUUAUGCGGGCUGUCAAAGGUUAUUUAAAAGCAGCAACCCUUGCCGGGAAGUCAUCGACGGAAGGAGUGUCGUCUACAAGUUGUACCCUUGUUGGACAGUCGUCAUCGCGAUUCGGCGGAGCAAAUGUCUCUACGAGAUAUACGCAUCUCGGUUUGGACACACUGUGGCGAAAAGCAACCCUUGCCGGGAAGUCAUUGACGGAAGGAGCGUCUAUGAGUUUUACGCAGCUCAAGUCGGACACGCUGUGGUGAAAUGCAGACCUUGUCAGACAGUUGUCCAUGGAAGGAAUGUGUACGAGCUGUACGCAGUUCAGGUCGGACACACUGCGGCAAAAGGCGUAUCCCUUGCUCGUUGAAAAAGGACGUCAUUGCCGGAAAGAAGCUUGGGACGUCUGUGACGGAGAGCGAGAGCCGCCUUCCUCCGUUCGCGUUUCUCGUUUUCACUUUCUUUGUUGUUUGACAUAAUGAAAUUAUUGCUGUUUAUUAUUAUUUUCGGCAUAGUGAAGCAUAGCAGCUAUGACCGUGAGCAUGGCACGGAUCUCCGAUCCGUCUGUGAUUUUUUUUCACAGUGUCGUACCAUGCCAUUUUGUGGUGACAGCCAAAGAGAUCAUGUGUGUGUGUGGUGAUGGCAGGGAGGGGGCAGGAGGGGGGAGGGGCAGGAGUCGGGGGAGGUGGGAGGAGUCGGGGGAGGGGGGAGGAGAGGAGGGAAUGCGUCCAUACUGCCAACCAGUACAGCUAAUAGCCAGCUGGACUGCUAGGCAGGGCUAUCUUCAAAGAGGGAAAGCCCCAAGGGCCUAAUACGCAAAGACAGGGGACAAGCGUCUCCAUCUGAAUGACCUUGGCUAUUUUCGGUUGAAAUCAUCCUGCCCUUUUCCUUGGAAAACCUGGAAGUAGAGGGGUCCACGGGGGACGGAAUGGGUAGCCAGACAGCAGGAGCAUCUGCCCGUGGACUGCUGUUCUGCCCCCUGCAGGUAAACCAGACCAGGUUACCAACUUUGAGGAGAUAGACUCGCACCCCAGUCUUCCUGGAUGUAUCUGACUGUAACAGCAGCCAGAUUCGGUUGAAUUGUUCCCUGUGUAAGUAUACCCCAUGUAGCUCCUGCCCUAGGGGGUGUAUUCACUAUGGCAGCUCCCAUCUUUCUUCAGUAGAGCAUAUUAACCAACAUGGUGCGUUUCUUAUGUUGCCAUAUGUGCAUGGUCGCGUGUGUGUGUGUGUGUGUGUGUGUGUGUGUGUUCAUUUCUCGAUAUGUGCGUAUCAUCCUUGCACAGGGGCCACGCCGGUCUUCUCUGUGUUAUCCCUCCAAUUUGAAAGGAUAAUGCAAUUGCAUUUCAGGCUUCGGUAGUGUGUUGCAACAUUCAUUGUGCACAAGCUCCACAACAAUUGGCUUCAGUUCCCCCCCCCCCCUCUCUUCCCCCCUUUGCAGUUCUCUCGAUUUAUGCAUGCCAUCCUUGCACAGCCGCCUUGCCGAUCGUCAUUCUCUGUAUUAUCGUUCGUUCCAAUUUGAAAGGAUAAAUGCAAUUGCAAUCC